Messenger RNA from Sinocyclocheilus anshuiensis, 386 nucleotides. Its product is annotated as LDLR chaperone MESD-like. Gene Ontology annotation, biological process: protein folding. The transcript has a single exon. Lineage: Eukaryota; Metazoa; Chordata; Actinopteri; Cypriniformes; Cyprinidae. The record is from RefSeq and is a predicted model, not a curated record. The annotation marks the transcript as partial.
GACAUCUUUUUAUUUAUUACAGAAAGAUGAUGAAAUUGAGGAGGGCGACUUACCUGAGCACAAACGGUCUCCUCCACCCAUCGACUUCUCUAAAAUAGAUGCGUCUAAACCAGAGGAGCUCCUGAAGAUGUCCAAGAAGGGAAGGACCCUGAUGGUGUUUGCCACCGUGUCAGGAAACCCCACAGAGAAGGAGACGGAAGAGAUCACCAGCCUGUGGCAGGGAAGCCUCUUCAAUGCCAACUUUGAUGUUCAGAGGUAACAACCAUAUUCCUGUGCUGAUGAGUCCGAUAAGGAUAUUGAUCGACUGUCAAAGCAGUUAUAUUAUAGGUUCAUUUCUGGGUGACAUCAGGUGUAGAUAUUUCAUAACAAGAAAAAUGAAAUGUAAA